This is a messenger RNA of Thyridium curvatum, 1257 nucleotides long. RefSeq lists its product as uncharacterized. The transcript is spliced from 3 exons. Bases 1 to 1257 code for a protein of 418 amino acids. The record is from RefSeq and is a predicted model, not a curated record. Lineage: Eukaryota; Fungi; Ascomycota; Sordariomycetes; Thyridiales; Thyridiaceae. Gene Ontology annotation, biological process: riboflavin biosynthetic process. Gene Ontology annotation, molecular function: GTP cyclohydrolase II activity.
AUGCUCAGCCAACGCUGCAUAAGGUCAUCAGCCUUCAAGGCUCGUACCAUUAUCCGAACCGGAUAUUCGGUAGCUAAUAUCCCCGUUCGCCGUGUGUCCACCUUCCAAGAAGCUUUUCAACGAUCAACACCUCAACGGAACCCUCAAAAAGACAAGCGAGCCUAUGCUAGCGUCAGUCCGCACAAGCCUGCCACAGUCAUCAGCAACACUUCAAAACAGAGCACAACCACGACGCACGAGGUCGAGGUGAAGUGCGUUGCGCGAGCCCGUAUCCCCACCCCGCAUGGCCCAGCCUUCCUUCACCUCUACCACAACAAUCGCGAUGCCAAGGAGCACCUCGCGAUAGUUCUGGAUCCGGCUCAGCUAUCCGGCCGACCCAUGGUUGCUCCACCCAUCCGCAGUGCUUCCCUAGACUCGACGUGGAGCGAGGAGACUUCCAUGGACAGGCUCAUCCGCGGCGCAUAUAUCGGACGCCUGACAGAAGAUGUAGCGAUGCCGUCUGAUCCGGUAUCAGAGGAUGUCAGCGUGACUCCCUCCGUCUCUGCUUCUUCCGUCCCCGCGCCGCUGGUGCGGAUCCACUCGGAGUGCUAUACGGGCGAGACCAUCGGGAGCAUGCGCUGCGACUGCGGCGAGCAGCUCGACGAGGCCAUGCGGCAGAUCGCUGAGCCGAUGACUAUCUCUACGGGCCCCGGUGAGACCAAGACUAUCCCCGGCCGGGGCGCGGUUAUCUACCUGCGUCAAGAAGGCCGCGGGAUCGGACUUGCUGAGAAGCUGAGGGCGUACAACCUCCAGGACAUGGGCCACGACACCCUCUCGGCAAACCUGAUGCUCGGUCACGGGGCUGAUGAGCGCAGCUACGACGUUGCUGCCGCUAUUCUGCGCGAUCUGGGCAUGACAGAGCCCACUGGGAGCACUGUCAGUACCGACAAAGCGAUGGGCAUCCGCCUUCUGACCAACAAUCCAAACAAGAUGCAGGCUAUGACCGCCGCCGGCAUCAAUGUGCUCGACCGUGUGGAGAUGGUACCCCGGAGCUGGCAGUGCGACCAUGAUCACGAUCACUGUGCGCACAACUCACGCCAGACCGCCCGUGAGGCCGGCGCAACCAUGAUUGGCACAGACGCGGUUCGUGGGGCGGAUCUCGACAAGUAUAUCAAGGCCAAGGUGGAAAGGAUGGGCCACAUGCUGUCGGUGCCCAAGGAGGUCAAGAAGGUGGAGGUUGAUGUCAAGGUAGAGACGAAGCCUGAUGCAUCGCAGUAG